AUGAAGUCGGCCAACACGCAAGAUGUUACUGAGCACAACGCAGGCUCCUCUCCCUUUCAGAUCGACCGAGUUGAGGAGGCGAAAGUUGUAAAGAAGAUCGAUCUUGCGAUUACCCCUAUUUUGUUUGUUGUCUAUCUUUCAUGCUUCAUUGACAGAUCAAACAUUGGCAAUGUAAAAGUUGCAGGUCUUCUUGAUGACAUUGGCGCAACAGAGCAACAAUUUUCGACUGCCGUAUCCCUCUUCUUCGUCAUCUACGUCCCGGUUGAGGUCCCCGCUGUCAUCCUCGUCAAGCGCUUCGAACCAAGAUUCGUCUUGACCAUCCUUUGUAUCGUCUGGUCGGUCACCAAAAUUGCUAAUGGCCUGAUAAAGAACAUUGGUGGACUAUACGCCUGUCGGCUCGUCCUCGGGGCCUGCGAAGGAGGCUUGUUUCUUUCCCUCAACAUGUACCUUACGAUGGUUUACAAACAAGACGAGCUAGCGAAGCGCACAUCUUAUCUUGUCUCAUGCACGGCACUAUCUGGCGCUUUUAGUGGGCUCCUUGCCUAUGGCUUGCUACAAAUGGAUGGCGUUGGAGGGUAUGCAGGCUGGAGAUGGGUUUACAUCGUCGAAGGAGCUUUCAGCAUUCUUUGCGCGUUUGCAGUGUGGUUUGGUCUUCCCAGUGACAUACGAAAGGCGUAUUUUCUCAAUGAAAACGAACGUCAACUAAUGGAAGUUCGUCAUCAGGAGCGUUUGGACUACAUGGGAAGCGAGGAGCUUGAUUGGCAGGAGAUCAAACUUGCGUUCUUGGACGCAAAGACUUGGCUAUCUGCUUGGACCCAGUUCUGCCAAAACAUUCUCACCAAUGGCUUUGGAACAUAUUUGCCCUCAAUCCUGCGAGCCAUGGGACAUGGCACACUGGCGGCGAAUUACUUGACUAUUCCAGUCUACUGUCUAGGAGCUUUGGCCUUCUUCGCCUUCGCUUUCAUAUCUGACAAGUAUGGGAAAUGCGGUUUCUUUUUGUUCGGCACGAACAUCCUGGGUGCCGUCGGCUACGCGAUUCUUAUCGGUGUCAGUAAUAACGCCGUGAAGUACUUCGCCUGCUUCGUAUGCACUAUUGCUGUUUACAAUGGAACUGGCCUCAACCUUGCCUGGCUCAAUGUCAAUAUGGCCCCGCAGUAUCGACGAGCCACUGCCAUCGGCAUCCAGCAGACUAUCGGAAACUCGGCCGGAGCGGUUGCGGGACAGAUAUACAGGAGCUCCCCAUACUUGCUCGGCAAUAGCUUCUCUCUGGGCGCCAUCUUUGUUGCGGAGUGUCUGGUUAUGAUUCAUUGGUUCUACCUGAGAAAACUGGAAAAGGAGAAGAAAAAUUAG
This is a messenger RNA of Colletotrichum aenigma, 1350 nucleotides long. RefSeq names its product putative transporter. The transcript has 6 exons. Gene Ontology annotation, cellular component: membrane. Gene Ontology annotation, molecular function: transmembrane transporter activity. Lineage: Eukaryota; Fungi; Ascomycota; Sordariomycetes; Glomerellales; Glomerellaceae. The coding region runs from base 1 to 1350 and encodes 449 amino acids. The record is from RefSeq and is a predicted model, not a curated record. Gene Ontology annotation, biological process: transmembrane transport.